ACACACACACACACACACACACACACCCGCGUUCAGAAAGGCGUGCACUUCCCACGCCUGAUAACCCCGCAUCGCAACCUCGCAGCUUCCCUGGCGUGCAGCGCUCAUUUACCAAUUCCCUUCCUGGGAGCUGCAGACUCCCUCGCUCGGCCCCACUCCGUUUUACCCUUUCCCCAGCUCCCGCCUUAGCCAGGGGCUUCCCCGCCUGCAGCUAGAGUUCGGGCCAAAGCGCCUCUCCGCGCCCGCCUGCCGCUCCCCGGGCUCCACUUUCACUUUCGGUCCCGGGGCUGCUAGGCCGGCGGCGGCGGCGGUGGUGGCGGCGGCGGCGCAAGGGUGAGGGCGGCCCCAGACCCCCAGGUAGUUAGAGCAAGAAGAUGGUGUUUCCGUCCCUCAAACGGUCCCUUGGAACCAUGUUAUUUCUACUUUCCUCACUGUUGGCUCUCUUAACUGUGUCCACUCCUUCAUGGUGUCAGAUCAGUGAAGCAUCUCCAAAAGGUAGUAAUGGGAUGCCAUUUCCUUGGAAUAAAAUACGACUUCCUGAGUAUGUCAUCCCAGUUCAUUAUGAUCUCCUGAUCCAUGCAAACCUUACCACGCUGACCUUCUGGGGAACCACGGAAGUAGAAAUAACAGCUAGUCAGCCCACCAGCACCAUCAUCCUGCAUAGUCACCACCUGCAGAUAUCUAGGGCCACCCUCAGGAAAGGAGCUGGAGAGAGGCUAUCGGAAGAACCGCUUCAGGUCCUGGAACACCCUCCUCAGGAGCAAAUCGCGCUGCUGGCUCCUGAGCCCCUCCUUGUCGGGCUCCUGUACACAGUUGUCAUUCACUAUGCUGGCAAUCUUUCGGAGACUUUCCAUGGAUUUUACAAAAGCACUUACAGAACCAAGGAAGGGGAACUGAGGAUACUUGCAUCAACACAAUUUGAACCCACUGCAGCUAGAAUGGCCUUUCCCUGCUUUGAUGAACCUGCCUUCAAAGCAAGUUUCUCAAUCAAAAUUAGAAGAGAGCCAAGGCACCUAGCCAUCUCCAAUAUGCCACUGGUGAAAUCUGUGACUGUUGCUGAAGGACUCAUAGAAGACCAUUUUGAUGUCACUGUGAAGAUGAGCACCUAUCUGGUGGCCUUCAUUAUUUCAGAUUUUGAGUCUGUCAGCAAGAUAACCAAGAGUGGAGUCAAGGUUUCUGUAUACGCUGUGCCAGACAAGAUAAAUCAAGCAGAUUAUGCACUGGAUGCUGCGGUGACUCUUCUAGAUUUUUAUGAGGAUUAUUUCAACAUACCGUAUCCCCUACCCAAACAAGAUCUUGCUGCUAUUCCCGACUUUCAAUCUGGUGCUAUGGAAAACUGGGGACUAACAACAUACAGAGAAUCUGCUCUAUUGUUUGAUGCGGAAAAGUCUUCUGCAUCAAGUAAGCUUGGCAUCACAAUGAUUGUGGCCCAUGAACUGGCCCACCAGUGGUUUGGGAACCUGGUCACUAUGGAAUGGUGGAAUGAUCUUUGGCUAAAUGAGGGAUUUGCCAAAUUUAUGGAGUUUGUGUCUGUCAGUGUGACCCAUCCUGAACUGAAAGUUGAAGAUUAUUUCUUUGGCAAAUGUUUUGAUGCAAUGGAGGUAGAUGCUUUAAAUUCCUCACACCCUGUGUCUACACCUGUGGAGAAUCCUGCUCAGAUCCGGGAGAUGUUUGAUGAUGUUUCUUAUGAUAAGGGAGCUUGUAUUCUGAAUAUGCUAAGGGAGUAUCUUAGUGCUGAUGCAUUUAAAAGUGGUAUUGUACAGUAUCUCCAGAAGCAUAGCUAUAAAAAUACAAAAAACGAGGACCUGUGGCAUAGUAUGGCAAGUAUUUGCCCUACAGACGGUGUAAAAGGGAUGGAUGGCUUUUGCUCUAGAAGUCAACAUACAUCUUCAUUCUCACAUUGGCAUCAGGAAGGGCUGGAUGUGAAAACCAUGAUGAACACUUGGACACUGCAGAAGGGUUUUCCCCUGAUAACCAUCACAGUGAGGGGAAGGAAUGUACACAUGAAGCAAGAGCAUUACAUGAAGGGCUCUGAAGGCGCCCCGGACACUGGGUACCUGUGGCAUGUUCCAUUGACGUUCAUCACCAGCAAAUCAGACAUGGUCCAUCGAUUUUUGCUAAAAACAAAAACAGAUGUGCUCAUCCUCCCAGAAGAGGUGGAAUGGAUCAAAUUUAAUGUGGGCAUGAAUGGCUAUUACAUUGUGCAUUACGAGGAUGAUGGAUGGGACUCUUUGACUGGCCUUUUAAAAAGAACACACACAGCAGUCAGCAGUAACGAUCGGGCGAGUCUCAUUAACAAUGCAUUUCAGCUCGUCAGCAUUGGGAAGCUGUCCAUUGAAAAGGCCUUGGAUUUAUCCCUGUACUUGAAACAUGAAACUGAAAUUAUGCCUGUAUUUCAAGGUUUGAAUGAGCUGAUUCCUAUGUAUAAGUUAAUGGAGAAAAGAGAUAUGAAUGAAGUGGAAACUCAAUUCAAGGCCUUCCUCAUCAGGCUACUAAGGGACCUCAUUGAUAAGCAGACGUGGACAGACGAAGGCUCGGUCUCAGAGCGAAUGCUGCGGAGUCAGCUACUCCUCCUCGCCUGUGUGCGCAAGUAUCAGCCAUGCGUACAGAGGGCAGAAGGCUAUUUCAGGAAGUGGAAGGAAUCCAAUGGAAACUUGAGCCUGCCUAUCGAUGUGACCUUGGCAGUGUUUGCUGUGGGGGCCCAGAGCACAGAAGGCUGGGAUUUUCUUUAUAGUAAAUAUCAGUCUUCUUUGUCCAGUACUGAGAAAGAACAAAUUGAAUUUGCCCUCUGCACAACCCAAAAUAAGGAAAAGCUUCAAUGGCUACUAGAUGAAAGCUUUAAGGGAGAUAAAAUAAAAACUCAGGAGUUUCCAGGAAUUCUUGUACUCAUCGGCAGGAACCCAGUAGGAUACCCACUGGCCUGGAAAUUUCUGAGGAAAAACUGGAACAAACUUGUACAGAAGUUUGAACUUGGCUCACAUUCCAUAGCCCACAUGGUAAUGGGUACAACAAAUCAAUUCUCCACAAGAACAUGGCUUGAAGAGGUUAUGUGGCUAUAACAGUGAACAGACAGACAAAACCUUUGCUGUCAUGGAGCUGAAAUUUCUGCUGUGGGAAUCAGACAAUUACAGACAAAUCAACUGAUGUCAAGUAGUUACAUGCUCUGAAGAUGAAUAAGGCAAGGAGAGGGAUUGGGGUAGAGGGUUGGUGCCGUUUUAUAGAAUGAUUAGGAGACAUUUGAGAAGAUAUUGAAGGAAAUGCUGAUAUCUAGAGGAGUAUUGUGUGCAGAGGAAACAUCAUGUGCAAAGACCCUGAAGCAGGGCAUGAAAAUUAAAGAGCCCGAGAUGUUAUCAUAAUGGAGAGCAAACUAUGGACAUAUAAAAUAUAGGAGUCAUCCUGAGUCCUUCCUUCCCCACACAUCUAAUUACGCAAGUCCUGCUGGUCCUCUCUCAGCACACGCACUGGAUCUUGUGCACGUCUCUCUGCUCUUACCCCCAUCCAGUCCUUUCUCAUCUCUUGCCUUGCCUAUUGCAAUAGUGUCCUAACUGGCCUCCCCCUUGCCACUUUGCCAAUAGCAAAACAUUUUUCACAUUUAAGACUGCAAGUCAGCACAUAACUGACCCUGGCUUCUUGAACCCUGCCUAUUGUUCUUGCAGUAAAUUCCAAAUCCCUCCUUCCCAUGUGUCCACGACCUUGAUGACCUGGCUUCUGAGGACCUCUCUGGUGCCAAUUCCCACAGGCUCUCCUGGUUUACUCUCUCACAACACUGCAGCCACUCAGUCUCCUUCUGUUCCUGGGCUACCCUUGGUUCUCCUGUCUUUAAGCCUCUGCACUUUUUCUUCUCUCUGCCUGGCUUUCACUAGAAAGUUUUCACCAACUUUUCACUAGAAAGGGGCAUUUUAUCUUUGAGAGGUCUCGGCUCAAAUCACCUUCCCCAAAACCAUGCAGUUCAAUGCAGGCCACAUCUCCCCAGUUACUAGCAUACCCCUGGCAUAUUUUCUUCAUAGCAGUUUAUUUACAGUAAUCAUAUUUACUGCAUGUAUCCCCCAAAAGACUGUAAGCUCCAUGAGGGGAGGAUGCUUGCCUGAUUCACUGCUGCAUCCUCAGUGUCUAGCACGGUAAUUACAGCAGACGGAUGAAUAAACAUCAGAGUAAAUAUUGGUGAACAAAUGGAUGAGGUUAAGUCCCUGGUACAUGCUGGGUUUGGGGUUUUGCACUUUACCUGCAUUAUAUAACUACAUCCUUCACCACUGCUCUUAAUUUUACAGAUGAGGAGACUGGGUUCCAUGGAAGUUAAAUCAUUUGCUCAAAUCAAGUUAGUAGGAUAAACCUGUUUUCCUAUCCCUGUAUUGUGCUACUUAUUGCACAGAAAUUGUUCUUAAAGAGCCAAGUCUGAAUCAAAUAUUCAGUUGAGAUGUUGCAUUUCCAAGACAGGUGAAGACAGAAGAGAUGAUUUUUGGGUCAGGACAAGGGUAAGAGUAAUGGUUAGCAGCUGGCUUCGCUGUUGUAGAAGGUCUGUUUUUAGUGGAGCUAUCAUAAUGAGCUCCUUCAGGAUUAAUGAUUUGAGCAAUUAGUAAGAUUAUUGAUGUGCUUUGACUGUUGAAUAGUGCUCAAAGUGAUUUUUAAUUGACUGUGAAUUAAUCUUGUGUUCUGAGCGUGUAUGAAGCAGUAGGUUGAGCUACAACUUAAGGUAGACAGUGGAGAAGUAUUUUCCAGGUUGCUACAGCAGGAGGCCAUGCCUUCUGCUCAUUGAAAAGUUGUACUGUAUUGACAUAUAAAAACAACUCUGCAUCAUUUAAAAUUGAAAUCUUAUCUUUCUAAAACCCAUUCCUACUCCCCUCUUUAUUCCCAAACCAAUAAUAUGAUAUUAUGACAUGGAUUUCUAAGGAAUUGACUAUCUGGAAUCUAUGCUGAAUAAAUAAUACAUCUUGGCCUACAUUUGCUUCCUGGAUACCAAAUCAAAAAUUGAUGGAUUAAUGCUGUGAAAAUUUAUAGGAAAAGGGUAAUAACCCUUUAAGGUGAAACAGAAUUGCACAAUGGCCAAUCCUGUGGCAAAGCCAGCCUAUCUGUCAUGUGAGCUCAAGGGGUUAAGAUACCCAGAAAUGAAACAAGAACAAAGAUAUUUUUUCAGGAUAUAGACAAGAGUUUCUUAUCUCUUUAAAAUCAUGGGGAACUUUGAGACAACAAUACAUGAAUUGUAGAUUAGGUUAAAAAAAUUUGGCAAGGUUUGGGUUUUACCACCAUAACUUGCUAAGAAUCCCAUUCCCCACAGUGUUUCUAUAAUAACAUACAAGGCCAGGCCCAUGGAGGAAGACGGCACUUACAUGGUGGAAACUGUUUUGCUUGGCAAAGAAGAGAUGGCACAUUCUGCUUUUUAGAUAUCAUGUUUUUAAAAAAUGAAGUUUGCAUCUGUGAGUAUAGAACAGAAUAACACAUUAAAUAGACACAAUUAAACCUUAAUUAUAAAAUGGUAAACAGUGAAGUCUUUUAAAGUCUGGCAGCUGGGAAUAAACAAAAGAACUGCAGAGAAAAAACACAGAACUUGACAUCAUGAGGCAUGAGCUCAUUUCAUACAGCUUAUGUGUACAUAAUCCUAUUCAGACAGCUGGGACUGCCUUCUAUAUAGAAUUUUGACAAAUGCUGGAAUUUUGGCUUCAGUUUUAACUAAAGUUACAUCUGGUUAAUGUAAUAAAAUUAAUUUUUUAAAACUCACUUUUUCCU
Molecule: messenger RNA, 5721 nt
Organism: Cercocebus atys (sooty mangabey)
Lineage: Eukaryota; Metazoa; Chordata; Mammalia; Primates; Cercopithecidae
Gene: ERAP1
Product: endoplasmic reticulum aminopeptidase 1
Exons: 19
Coding region: 375-3059 (894 amino acids)
Biological process (GO): peptide catabolic process; proteolysis
Cellular component (GO): cytoplasm
Molecular function (GO): zinc ion binding; peptide binding; metalloaminopeptidase activity
Source: RefSeq, a predicted model, not a curated record